AAAGUUAUUAAAAUUUAUUAAAAUGCUUGAGAAAUAUUUUGCGACUGCGACCAGUCAAGAAUUAAGAGUUUAUUAAAAUGUUUUUUAUUCAUUGCGUUGCUUGGUGUUGAGGAACGGAACAAAGUUUUUUCUAGAAGUGGUUAACUAUUUCGCUUAAGACGGUCAACUAUCCGAUAAUCAUAAGCUCUCACAUAUAGUUUUUUACAUUAGAUAAUAUAAGGAGAAUAUAAAAAAUGGACGACAGAUUUCUACAGAGUACGUCGAAGGAUUCGAAAGCGAAAGUCCAACCAACUGCUCGGAAGAAGUUCCAUGCAAGCACUCCAUAUGAAAGACAGCCAAGUAAAAGUAAAACAAUCUGUGGAUACGAAAACAUUCCCGCAGAAAACAAUACAGAAGCCCUGUCCCUUUUAAAAAUCAUUAUAAAAAAGCAAGAAUCAAUUGAAAAACGGAUCGCGCAAAUAGAGAACAGCGUUUUCAACACAGAAUCCGUAAUAUUGAAAGAUAUUAUUCAAAGGAGCCAAGCUAUGGCUAAAAACAAAAAUAUACGAGAGCAGAAGGUAAUAUUAAAAAAGUUCCAUUCAGAUCGUCCUAUGUUUGGGGAGAUAGAAGACGUUACUAUUGAAGACAUCGCGUCAAAAUUUCCUCUUGUAACAAUGGAUGCUCUUUUGGAAGUGGAGGAGAAACUAAAUAUGAAACAGUAUAACAAGUCAAUGGUUGCGUUCAUACAUAAGUUGAAGGAUACAUGCAACAGCGUCGAUGGAGUCCUUCGUCGGAUUUUUACAGACACUCUAAUAGAAAAUUUUAAUUGGGAUGGACGAUGGGGAAAAAACCCGCUCAAUACUUUAAAAAUAAUUAAUCAAAUUGUGUUUGAGACGUUCCAGUCUGACGGAAAAACGUUUGAGCUGAACGUAAGAAAAUAUGUGGAACUUUCCCGCAACCGUCUGAAGCAAAAAGUUAGAGCGCAUACUAAAAACAUAAAACGACAAGAGUUUUAUCUGGGUUAUCCAUAACGGGAAAAUCAGAAUAAAGGAUAACUCCUUUAAUUUAUAAAAAUCCACAGGCACAAUUUAUUUUCUCGUAAGAAAUAAAAAAAGGAAGGACGUGCUGAAAAAGGGAAUUUCUUAUCAUAAUUUUUAAAUAUUUGGAUGAAAUAAUUCUCCUUCUGACUUCAGUUAAAAACAAGUGAGAAUGAAUGUUAAUUUUAAUUUUUUAUAUUUUACUACUGUAAUAAUAUCUAAUGUUGCUCAUAUAAUUUUAAAUUAAUAUUUGUAAUCAUUAAUUUUACUGGAACUAUUUCAGAUGCGUUAAUUUUAAACCCAUACAUUAUGCUUAAGGAAAUUACAUCUGUUCAUGUUACAUAUAUUUAUGUAAGAUUAAACAUUCAUUCAUUAAUAGAAAAACAUGUACAUGUAUCCACGAAAUUCUUUUAAAAUUGCAGCAUAUGGCAAGAGAUGUACUUAUGUAUAACAAUAAUACAAUGCAUGGAGAAUAUCGUGUAAAUACUGUCCUAAAAGUAAAUGAACUAAAUAUAAAUAAUUUGUUGAAAAGCAAAAA
Bactrocera neohumeralis is the source of this 1554-nucleotide messenger RNA. RefSeq lists its product as uncharacterized. The record is from RefSeq and is a predicted model, not a curated record. NCBI's taxonomy places the organism in Eukaryota, Metazoa, Arthropoda, Insecta, Diptera, Tephritidae. The transcript is spliced from 7 exons. Bases 234 to 1010 code for a protein of 258 amino acids.